CCCCAUCUACUGCUACCAACAGCUCUACCAAGCUCAUUGUCUGGUCCAUGGAUCCCUUCCCUUGCUUCCAUUCCUCCAGCUUGCUAGCUUGACCGCUUCCCUUCUUGAAUGCACUAGCGUUUGCUUUUUGGUCCAUCUUGAUCCGAUCGAAUUCUUUCUCGGUUCUUUGUGGUUUGGUUGUGGUAACUGGUUUCUUUGAAUCUUGAUCCGCCAUGGACGGCGAUGUGCUUGUGGUUAGUAGCAGUGCGAGUGCGACACGGCACAGCUGCAAGGUCUGCGGGAAGGGAUUCGCCUGCGGCCGCUCGCUCGGCGGCCACAUGCGCUCCCACUCGCUCACGGAGAUGGAGGGCGCCGACGCCGACGAUGGCGACGGGAGGAUAGAGCGCCGGUGGAUGAUGCAGAGCGGUGCGCGGUGUGCCAAUGCCGGUGCCGGAGCCAGCGGCGGCGGAGGCUAUGGGCUGAGGGAGAACCCCAAGAAGACGCGCCGGCUCUCGGGCUCCGGCGGACACGGCGGCGGCGACGACGACGACGAGGAGGACGGCGGUGGCGAUCCAUGCCGUUACCGCGGCGAUCUCUUGUCGUCGUCAUCAUGCCGUACGGUGCUCGGCCGCGCGCGCGGCCAUGCGCCGGCAGGCGGAGUAUACGCCGACGACUCCGAAAAUGCCGGCGUCGAUGCUGACGACGACGGCGACCGGGAGACGCUGGUGAUGGCGGCCCCGAGGCGGCGGCCGCGGUCGAUGCGCGUGCCGGCGCCCGCGCGCGACAGGUUUGACGAUAACGAGCAGCUCUUCGUCGCUCAGUGCCUCCUGAAGCUGUCGCGCGACGACGGCGGGAGCUCGAGAAGAGCUAAAGACGAAGACGAGUACUUACCUCACAAGUACAACAAGUACGACGACGACAUCAUCUCCGACGACGACGAUUUAGAACUGUCUCUUUCGUCUCAGCACACGGAUAUUAAGAUGAACAGCAACGGCAACGGCAAGAAGAAGUCCGUGGCUAGCCGGAGACUCAGCGGCGAGAAGCGAGGCCGGUACGAAUGCCAUGGUUGCGGCCGGGUUUUUCAGUCCUACCAAGCCCUCGGCGGCCACCGUGCUAGCCACAAACGAAUAAACAGUAAUUGCAGCCUUCUCCGAGUCGUGCCGUCCGAUCACAAAGCCGCCAUGGUCGUGGCCGAUCAGCCGGAGCCGAGCAUAGAGACGAACAUGUCGUUGAGCACCACCUCCACGUCGGUCUCGCCGGAGGCCGAUGCCGGAGCCGGCGUCUUCUUCGCGAAGACAACGAAGAAACCAAUCAAAUUCGUGUGUCCGGUAUGCUCCAAGGAGUUUGGCUCCGGGCAGGCUCUCGGCGGGCACAAGCGGUCGCACUCCAUCGCCGGCGAGCUCUGCGAGCGCGGCCACGCCGACGGCGGCAUUCUCAGGCCAGAGCAACCAUUGCUCGCGGAGAGGUUUCUUGAUCUCAAUCUGCCAGCUCCGGGAGGAGAUGAUGGCUGAAGCCGGUUUGGUUGCUCCAAAUUUUUGACAUUUUUUUUUUGGGAGAGCAUGGUACGUACAGAUUAAAUUCAUUCUUUGGAGUUUCAGGUUAGGUGAUCAUAAGGGAAUAAAUAAUUAUCGAUAGGUCUUCAGUUCAUUCGUGCGGAUUUUUCAGCCAUUUCUUUUUUCAAGUUAGUGUAUUUGUUAGCUCUGUUCUCUCUUUGCUCCUCAUUGGGAGCAAAAUAAGCAUAUCAUGAUCUCAAUUGAGAGCAAGAGAGGGCACAAUGAGAUGCUUCAAGAUUAGAUUUCAGUUCACUGUCCUCAUUUUGUUUCUUCGCUAUUCUGCAUCAACUUUGGAACUAUGCUAAGCAACAUGCUGCUUUAAAGUCUGAUGCAGAUGAGCCACUGGCAAUAGCUGUUUAGAGCCGGUAUGAUAAUACUGAUAACUUAGUGCAGGAAUAAUGACACUAUGGCUGCAUGCA
This is a messenger RNA of Oryza brachyantha (malo sina), 1951 nucleotides long. Its product is annotated as zinc finger protein ZAT4-like. NCBI's taxonomy places the organism in Eukaryota, Viridiplantae, Streptophyta, Magnoliopsida, Poales, Poaceae. Bases 213 to 1490 code for a protein of 425 amino acids. The transcript has a single exon. The record is from RefSeq and is a predicted model, not a curated record. Gene Ontology annotation, biological process: regulation of DNA-templated transcription.